AUCAGGGAAAGGCGGUCGAAACCGAUCCAAGUCGUGCAAGCCGAGUCCAUCAGACCACACGAAGCCACUAGCGGAUGCUAGCCCUUCCGCUUAUCUGAUCGCAUCACAACCCGCCUUCUGCUGGCAUCCAUUCCUCCGUGAAACGAGCGCGUCGCGCAUCGCGAUCGAAUCCCCUGGCAUGGCUCUUCUGCUCGGCCCCGCCGUCCCACACGCGUCCGCGCCCGUACCGUCUCGAUCGCCAGUGCGAGGCGCCCCUUACACGCCACGUGGCACAACUCGCACUGCGCGCUUUUCCAUUCCGCCUUAUUCUCCCCUCCGCAUUAUCUCCCACACUGCCGGCAAAACCCCCCUCUCGUCCGCACACGCGUCUCGCUUUCUGACUUCUCGGGUCAAUAAAGGCCUUCUCGGCCCUGCCUUCGCUCGCCCUGGCGAAGCCUCGCAUGCCUCAGGCCGACUCAGAUACCGCCGCUCUGCUGCCGCUACACGGGUCAACGCGGUCAACGAGGUCAAUGCGGUCAACGCGGUCAACGCCAGUGAGGUGGAGGCGAGAAUUGCUGUCGCUGGCAACACAGGCGCGUUGGACCUAAGCGACUGCGGCCUCUCCGCGAUCCCCGCUGCUGUGUUGCGCCUCUCAUCGCUCACCGACCUCUCCCUGGCGGGCAAUCAGAUCGCCUCCAUCCCUUCAGAGAUCGGCAAUCUGUCCAAGCUCCGGCGGCUGGGCCUGGCGGGCAACCGGCUGCAGCAGCUGCCGCCUGAGAUCGGGCAGCUGACAGAUCUGGAGGGGCUGUGGCUGCACGGGAACCUGCUUCAAGAGCUCCCAAACGAGAUUGGUCGGCUCACAGCCCUGCGGUUUCUGGCUCUCGCUGGUAACCAGUUAACAUGGUUACCAGAGACGGUGGGGAGGCUGAAGGCUCUGCAGGUGCUAUCCGUUGCUGGUAACCAGCUUCAGGAGUUACCACAGACUAUAGGUUCUCUCACCUCCCUCCGGGUCUUGGCUGCCUACGGCAAUCGCCUCACAUCGCUCCCUCCCUCCAUCACCCACCUCACCGCCCUACAGGAGCUCUUCCUUCAGGGCAACCGCAUCUCCUCCCUUCCUCCCCUCGCCCUCUCCUCCCUGCGCCAACUGUCUCUCGCUGACAAUUGCCUGUCAGCCAUCCCACAAGGAACCCUUUCACAGCUGCCCUCCCUGGAUUCUCUCUGGCUUUACGGCAACUCCAUUUCUCACCUGCCGUCAGACUCUGCACAGUGCCCUCGCCUGGCAAACCUCUGGCUCGAGGGCAAUCCUCUCACUCUCUCCCACGCCUUCCUCUCUGACUCCUGUCACCAUAUCAAGACCGUGGGAAUCGACUCUCUCCAGCUUCCACCACUCGAGCAGCCCCUUCCCAGCAACGUCCUCGUCAGUAGAUUGGCCGGGACGGGGGCAGCAAGGCAAGACGGCGGUUAUUUCAAGGUGCAGCCAUGGCAGCGUGUGUCAUCCCCAUCAGAGGCAGAGGCCCACCGCUCAGGGGUGCUCGUUGUCGCAUUCGGCAGCGCUCCAGCGGUGCCCAACUGGGCAGGUUUGCUGCGCAAGGUGAAGGGAGACAUGGCUCUCAGUAAAGCGGUGGGGGGAAUCACCACCCCCUUUGACACUCUCUACGUCGUCGACUCCACUCGCUCCUGGUACACGCAUGCUCCCCUCUCCACCGUCACACCGAAAGCAGCUGAUUCUAACCUCCCCCCGCCUCCUCCGCCUACCCUCUCUCAUGUCGGUGAUUUGCCUCAAGCCCACUUUUCCCAUCCGUCGGUCUCAUCCACUCCAACCUCUUGGCCAAUGGACGAUCCCUCGCUACUUUCACAAUCCCCGUUGUUGAGUAACACAUUAUCGGAUUCAGUACAAUGUGGUGCUGGGACUGGUGAUUGUAGUGAUGGGGGGUACUACCGGAUGGAGAUAGCAGCAGCAGUGGAGGGGUAUGACCGUGUGGUCAUGAUUGGGGACUCCAUGGGUGCCUCUGCUGCCCUUAUGUUCUCGGAGUUUGCAUCAAGUGUCCUCGCGUUCUGUCCACAGGUGGAUCUUAUCUCAGCCAGUAUACGGCCUGGUCGUGACCCCGCAUGGCUCAGGUCCUUCACACAGAACCUCCUCUCCUCCUUGGAAUCAUGCUUUACAACUGAGACAAUAUCAAACUCCAGUUCUUCCCAACUGCCUACACACGUUCAUGUUCACUGUGGGAAUUGGUCUCAUGAUGUUGCACAGGCUCGACUGGUUGAGCAUCUGCCCCAGGUUGAAGUGACUGUUCACCCUGUUGACAGCCACCGCCUUGCGAAGGACCUGGACUCGAAUGGGAGAUUAGUGCCACUGGUCAAAGCAGCAUUGAGAUAAUGCACUAGUACCGGACAUACUCUUCCUCUGCUCCAAUUUCCACCAAAAUGUUGCUCGGCUCAGCAUCAUUGUCAGUUGCCACUUGGGUGGUGCUGUCUUCAGGAAUUGCCAAAAGAGCCAACAUGGACUCUAUAUUCUCCGUGCCUUCAGUUCCUGGAACUGGCAGCCUGGGCUCGAGCAUGCUUGCAGGUGGGAUAUCCAUUUUGCCUGCAUCAACAACCGUUAGCACCUGGGAAGAGCUGCAAUGCCAUUGUGAUGGCUCAACCUCUUCGUGAACAGGGACAAGUAGUCUCCCUGCAAGCCCAUUUUGAAUUUCCUUGGAUGGAGAUGUUGGCAAUUUGGCCCCCCGUGAUGGCUUUAUGUUGAAAGGCAAGACAAGCUUUCUCCUUAAUAGUGGUUCAGAGUCCUGUUGAAGAGGAGCAGUUCCAACAGAAACGGAUUCACUGGCAGCCAGGCUCUUUCCAUUUAUCAGUGGCGUAUUGACUGGAGUAGGGCCACAUGCAGAUGAAGAACCUUGUGUAAUCAAAAGCAUUGAAGAUG
Closterium sp. NIES-67 is the source of this 2896-nucleotide messenger RNA. The record is from the annotation of a GenBank genome assembly. NCBI's taxonomy places the organism in Eukaryota, Viridiplantae, Streptophyta, Zygnematophyceae, Desmidiales, Closteriaceae.